AUGGCGACAAUCCGGCCCAUGCGCCCAAACGACCUGCUGCAAAUCUCAGCGACGAACCUCGACCCUCUGACCGAAACAUAUAACAUCGGCUUCUACAUGGAGUACCUGACAAAGUGGCCCGAGCUAUGUCAAGUAAUAGAGGGCAUUGACGGGAAGAUUGAGGGCUACAGCAAACUCGAAUCCUCGCCCUACCCCUCCCCCGUCACCCCCUACACCCCCGCGACCGCGACAGAAUACCCCAACUACCUCCCCUGGCACGGCCACAUCACCGCCCUCACCAUCGCACCCUCCGCGCGACGCCUCGGCCACGCAACGGCAUUGUCUUCGGCGCUGGAGCGCUCGUCCGACGCGGCGAAUGCGUGGUUUGUGGAUUUAUUCGUGCGGGCGAGCAAUGAGAUUGCGAAGGAACUGUAUAGGAAGAUGGGGUAUACGGUGUAUCGGCGCGUGAAGGAUUACUAUAAUGAUGGCGAGGAUGCGUUUGAUAUGCGGAAACCGCUUGGUAGGGAUAAGGGGAGGGAGACGGUGAGGGAGGGUGGAGAGGAUAUUGGGGUUAGUCCUGAGGAUGUGUGGUGA
Molecule: messenger RNA, 573 nt
Organism: Dothidotthia symphoricarpi CBS 119687
Lineage: Eukaryota; Fungi; Ascomycota; Dothideomycetes; Pleosporales; Dothidotthiaceae
Product: n-acetyltransferas-like protein
Exons: 2
Coding region: 1-573 (190 amino acids)
Biological process (GO): N-terminal peptidyl-methionine acetylation
Cellular component (GO): NatB complex
Molecular function (GO): protein-N-terminal amino-acid acetyltransferase activity
Source: RefSeq, a predicted model, not a curated record